AUGUUGUCCGCAGAAGAGAUGAAUAAAGGUAAAAUACCGAAAAGAUGUUACACUGCAAAUAUCAAAAAGUUUGAUACUACGGAACAUAUGUUCAAUAUAGAAAAUGAAAUUGAAAAUCUUAGCAGUUGUAAACAUCGCAACAUAGAAUCUCUGCUUGGAUUUUGUGAUGAAGGUCCUGAUAUAAUACUUGUUUUUGAGUUCUUCGGUGGUGUACUCCUUUACAACCAUUUGCGAACACUUGGUGCGUGGGAAAAACGUUUGAAAAUAUGCCUUGAGAUUGCACACGGAUUGAAUUACAUUCAUAAUGAGAUGGAGGACCAAAAGAUGGUAAUACACCGUGCCAUUUGUAGUCGCAACAUUUAUGUAGACGAAAAUGAGGGGGUAAAGAUUACUGGAUUAUUUCAAAAACCAUGGUUCCUGCCUCCGAAUCAAAUUGGCAACGGGAAAGUGGAUUUCAAGAAUACAUAUCCUUGCUUCGAUCCUUAUAUGGAUCCUGAAUAUGCUAAGACUGGCAAGCUGAAAAAAGAGUCAGAUGUAUAUAGUUUCGGAGCAGUUAUGUUUGAAAUUUUGUGCGGGAGGUCUGCCGUUGGUUUAACUAACAUCAACAGGGGUCAAGGGCAUGAACUGUUGUCCCAGGUCGUACGACGAUGGUUCGAAACAGGAAUAAUAAAGAAAAAGAUAGCUUCUGUACUCAUGGCAGAAAAUGGAGAACACAAGUUUUCUCUAAAUAAAGGACCUAACAAAGAUUCGUUGGAAGCAUUUUUUGAGAUUGCAUAUCGGUGUGUAGCAGAAACACAAAACGAGCGUCCGACGAUGAAAGUCGUCGUCAAAGAACUUGAGAAAUCAUUAUCAUUUCAAGAAAACAAUAAGGAUAUCUUCCGAAUGUCACUCGAGGAAAUAAAAUUGGCCACGCAUGAUUUCAGUCCUCUCAACAACAUUGGAGAAGGAGGUUUUGGGAGGGUAUACAAAGGCAAAGUUGCACAUAAACAUGUUUAUGGGAAUUAUACUAUUGUCGCCAAACGGUUAGAUACAAGUCAUGGUCAAGGGGAGCAACAAUAUUACAAUGAGUUACAAAUACUCUAUGAGUUUAAGCAUGAGAAUGUCAUUGGUCUUGUAGGCUAUAGUGACGAAACUAAUGAAAAAAUCAUUGUUUAUCAACAUGCAUGUAAGGGAAGCCUUGAUAAAUAUUUGAAUCAUGCUAGUCUUACGUGGAGGAAUCGCCUUAUGAUAUGCAUUGAUUUUGCAACCGGGUUGGAUUUCCUUCAUGGAGGCGUUCAUGGAAAAGAGGUUGUGAUACAUAGGGACAUCAAAGCUGCUAACAUUUUAUUGUUUGAAGAUUGGAAGGCAAAAAUUGGUGAUUUUGGGCUUUCUAUCAUAAGUACGGUAAAUAAGGAAGCAGACUAUGUCAUCGAUCAUGCUUGCGGCACACCAGGCUACUGCGACCCGUUGUACAAGAAAUCAGGUUUCUUAACCAUAGAAUCCGACAUUUAUUCGUUUGGUGUGGUUUUAUUUGAGAUCUUGUGUGGGAGAUCUACGUUUGAAAUCCGCAAAUAUGAGGGUCAAUAUCUGCCCGAUUUCGUUAAGCACAAAUUUGAAGAAGGAAAACAAAACGAGGUUUUAUUUGAAGCUCUAAAGAAAGAAAUCAUGCAAAAGUCGUUAACAACAUUUCAAAACAUUGCCAUCCAAUGUUUAGAUGGCAAUAGAGAAAAAAGACCAAGAGCGAAACAAAUUUUAACAGAACUUAAGAAGGCGUUAGAAUUUCAAGAAGAUGGAGCAUAAACGAGUUAAGUUCAAUAAGUAUUACGGUCAUAGGAGUGUUAUGUACUUUCUCAGAAUGUUCUCAAACUUGUACUUUUCUUUUCUUGAGUUGGGUAAUUGUAAUUUUAGUUCUGUAAAACU
Erigeron canadensis is the source of this 1899-nucleotide messenger RNA. Its product is annotated as PTI1-like tyrosine-protein kinase 2. NCBI's taxonomy places the organism in Eukaryota, Viridiplantae, Streptophyta, Magnoliopsida, Asterales, Asteraceae. Gene Ontology annotation, molecular function: transmembrane receptor protein tyrosine kinase activity; ATP binding. Bases 1 to 1779 code for a protein of 592 amino acids. The record is from RefSeq and is a predicted model, not a curated record. Gene Ontology annotation, cellular component: plasmodesma; plasma membrane. Gene Ontology annotation, biological process: protein autophosphorylation. The transcript has 3 exons.